This is a messenger RNA of Danaus plexippus (monarch butterfly), 2273 nucleotides long. RefSeq names its product E3 ubiquitin ligase Rnf121. Gene Ontology annotation, cellular component: endoplasmic reticulum membrane; Golgi membrane. The record is from RefSeq and is a predicted model, not a curated record. Bases 123 to 1073 code for a protein of 316 amino acids. Lineage: Eukaryota; Metazoa; Arthropoda; Insecta; Lepidoptera; Nymphalidae. Gene Ontology annotation, molecular function: ubiquitin protein ligase activity; metal ion binding. The transcript is spliced from 8 exons.
AAAAAGUCCCUUUGAGCUCGACGAUUUGGAACUGUUUUGCUUUACCUAUAUUGGGAUAUUAAAUAAAUUGUCAAGUUAAUAUUUAAGUAAUAAAAAAUACUCUCUGUUCAUAAAUUGCAAUAAUGGAUCUUCACAGGCCGCUAGACGGAAAUAAGAGUUACAAUGAUAUGACGCCCGAGGAAAAGUUAAGAUAUGACCACAUGCAGAUGCAUGAGAAACACAAAGGUCAUGAAUCAAUGCACUUGACCAUGAUAUUCGUUUUAAUAGGAUCUUUGGUUGUCGCUCAGAUUAUAGUGUCACAAUGGAAGCAAAGACACUAUAGGUCAUACUCGGUGUUCACAAUGGUAGCGAUGUGGUCUAUACCGGUUAUCCUGAGUGUCAAGGAAGGUUGGAUAAGGUUUAUAAUGUUCUGGUUGAUAUUCACUUCAUGUACCGGCCUCGUGAUAUGGAAGUCCUCACUAAAACCCAUGUCAGCCUCCACACCAAGAUUGGUGUACAAAUGGUUUUAUUUCCUGUACAAAGCGAGUUGUUGCAUCGGUGUUUUCGGCUAUAUAGUUAUGAUACUGACUUUGAUGAGUGUUAAUACAUUUUUCGGUUCAAAACCUCAGGUGUGGCUGGACUUGGCAUUAAUGUGCUUAUUCUAUGGACUUUACUUUGGCACUUUAGGCAGGGACGUUGCAGAUUACUGCUCCGAUAAAAUGGCCACUUCAAUAGGGUACUACACCCGGGAGGGUAUGCCGACACGUCAUCUAGAGAGCAAUGUCUGUGCCGUUUGUGGGAACGAGUUAUUAGUGUCUGAACAUGAGGAGGGAGUCAUUGAGAACACAUACAAGCUGCCGUGUUCCCAUGUGUUCCACGAGUUCUGUAUCCGCGGCUGGUGCAUAGUCGGUAAGAAACAAACGUGUCCGUACUGCAAGGAGAAGGUGGACCUCAAAAUGAUGUUCACCAACCCAUGGGAUCGACCCCAGUUAUUAUUUGGUCAGCUGUUGGAUUGGAUCCGUUGGGUUGUGGCCUGGCAGCCGCUGGUGUUGUUCUUCGCUCAAGCUGUUAACUGGUUACUAGGAUUGGAGUAAGGAACCUGGAAGACUAUUAGUACAAUACAGGAACAUAGGUCAAGAUAAACUGGCUAAUAACUGGUUUAGACCACUUUGAUCCAGUUAUGUUUUCAAAUUAAACAUAAUAUAUGAAAAAUUACUAAUAGGGCACCUGCGGACUAUAAAAUUUUAUUUGGUCUAAAUAUUGGGUAUAUACAGAUAAAAAAUAUAAAUAAACUCUUUGUAAAUUAAUAUUUAGUCUGUGGGGUUCCUAAUAUUUAUAAUGAAAUAAAUGUCCAAUAGUUAUAUUAUUUUUAUUCUUAAAUUCACCAUUCAUAAAUUAAUAGUUUACUUUACUUUGUAUUUAGUUUUUGUAUUUUCUCUGCUAGUCUCCAAGCAAUAAACGAUUCAAUAUUGCUGUAAUGUAAAUGUUCCAUGGAAGUGUUGAGGUCUCGUUCCACAACGAACCGAUUCUCAAAUACUUCAAACUGUAAAUACAGUAUGGAUGUAGGAAAUGAAAUUAAUAUAUUAUGACAUUGGUCUGUUAUAUAACGGAGAGGAAAAUAUUGUAAAUAUAAUUUAAUUAAUUAUUUAAGCUGAAAUUAUUGUCUAAAAUAAUAUUUUUUAUUUGUAUAACGACGCAGUACACUAAAUAAUUUUAAGUACAUAGUGGUUUGAUGAAUAUGUGCUAUGUAUGGGCUUCAGUAUUUAUUCUUGACUGUUUAUAUAUAUAUAUAUAUAUUAUGUAUCUGUGUGUACAUGUUAAGUUUUCAGUCAUUAAUAGGUAAUUUGAUGGAGUCCCUGUGGUCCAUGCUGUGGCCUAGAGCAGGUUUGCGGGCUCAUUACUGUUAUAAUAUAAUAUUUGUAUAAUAAUGAUGGUAAGAUUUAGAUAAGUUAAGGCUAUUUGUACAAUUCACAACAACACAUGUUCCAUAUGUGACCAAAGUCAUGUUUAAUGUUAGAGAUUUAUUAAAAUAUUACAUAAUUUUAUUCAAAAUUUGUCCAAAUACUAUUAGCGAAUAUAAUUACAUGUAUGUAUGUAUAAAAAAAAAUAUUAUCUGCCUAAUUAAUUGUAAUUUUUUUUUCAAUUCAUAUAUCCUGUAGCGACGCCCCCAUCUUGGCGACGGGUUAUUGUUCUGUACCACAAUUAUAUAUUGAAUGUAUUAUAAAUUAUUUAACGUGUGAAAUAAAUCUGAUGUACCUAUUUUGUACAUAAUAAAGUCGGCUCGGUAUAUUCUU